Molecule: messenger RNA, 394 nt
Organism: Sitophilus oryzae (rice weevil)
Lineage: Eukaryota; Metazoa; Arthropoda; Insecta; Coleoptera; Curculionidae
Product: mitochondrial fission 1 protein-like
Exons: 2
Coding region: 54-365 (103 amino acids)
Biological process (GO): peroxisome fission; mitochondrial fragmentation involved in apoptotic process; mitochondrial fission
Cellular component (GO): peroxisomal membrane; mitochondrial outer membrane
Molecular function (GO): protein binding
Source: RefSeq, a predicted model, not a curated record
UAUUUUGACGUUUCAAGGUUUUCGUGGUAAAUUGAAAAUCAUAUGUUACAAAAAUGGCUGAUGUACUAACAGAAACGGUCCUACCAGAAGAUUUAAAGAAAUUCGAACAAAUCUACCACGGACAGCUCUACAAAAAUGACGUUACCCCUAAGGCACAAUUCGAUUAUGCAUUCUGUCUUGUUCGAAGCAAAUACCCAGCUGAUAUACAGAAAGGCAUAGCUCUACUAGAAGAUCUAUACAGAACGAAUGAAGAAGGCCAAAGAGACUAUUUAUACUACUUAGCAAUUGGAACUGCGAGACUAAAGGAAUAUUCAAAAGCAUUAGGAUACGUUAGAUCAUUCUUGUCAAUUGAACCAGGUAAAUAAUAUGUUUCGAAAAGCCUAAAUUAUCAUUU